Molecule: messenger RNA, 1238 nt
Organism: Lethenteron reissneri (Far Eastern brook lamprey)
Lineage: Eukaryota; Metazoa; Chordata; Hyperoartia; Petromyzontiformes; Petromyzontidae
Product: lysophosphatidic acid receptor 6-like
Biological process (GO): G protein-coupled receptor signaling pathway; behavioral response to pain
Cellular component (GO): membrane
Molecular function (GO): G protein-coupled receptor activity
Source: RefSeq, a predicted model, not a curated record
GCCCCCCAAACCAAACCACCAAAACACCCCCACCGAUGGAGAACGCGUCUCUGGCGUGGCUCGGCGCGGAGUCCCCGUCCUCGGUGGGCCUGUCCGACGCCGCCAAAGCGUUCGCCAACGUCAGCCUCGGCGCCAUCUCCUCGGCCGCCGCGCCGGAGCAGAGCUGCGAGAUCGACGAGGACUUCAAGCGGACCUUCUACGCGGCGUCGUACAGCCUCAUCUUCGUGCUGGGCCUGCUCACCAACAGCGUCGCCCUCGGAGUCUUCUGCUGCUGCCUGGGCCACCGCACCGAGGCCACCACCUACAUGUUCAACCUGGUGCUCUCCGACCUGUUCUUCAUCGCCACGCUGCCCUUCCGCGCAGUCUACUACGUGCGCGGCGGCUGGCCCUUCGGCGACUGGCUCUGCAAGCUGAGCGGCGUCCUCUUCCUCACCAACAUGUACGGCAGCAUCCUCUUCCUCACCUGCAUCUGCGCCGACCGCUUCCUCGCCAUCGUGCACCCGUUCCGUUCGCGGACGCUGCGCACGCCGCGAGCCGCCAAGGCAGCGUGCGUCGGCGUGUGGCUCAUCGUGAUCCUGGGCUCGAGCCCCUCCUUCCUGCUAAAGACGACCAACGCAGCCGGCGCCGGCAACGGCGGCGGCAACGUGUCGUCGGCCGACGGCGGUCCCCGCACGUGCUUCGAGAACUUCCCCACCAACACGUGGAAGAGUUUCCUGUCGUCCAUCGUCAUCUUCAUGGAGGUGGUGGGCUUCCUGAUCCCGCUCGUGGUCAUGGUCUACUGCUCGUGCAUGAUCCUCAAGACCAUCAACAAGUCGCGGGGCCUCCAGCGGAGCCCCUUCGACCGGCGCAAGAUCCAGCGCAUGAUCACUGCGACCGUGGUCAUCUUCGUCGUGUGCUUCCUGCCGCACCACGUGGUGCUCGUGUUCUACACGCUGGUGCGCCGCGACACCAUCACGAGCUGCGCGGCGCUGCGAGUCGUCAAGGCGGCGUACCCCAUCACGCUGUGCCUCGCCAGCGCCAACUGCUGCCUCGACCCCAUCAUCUACUACUUCACCACGGAGGCGUUCAGGCGGUCGCUGAGGCGCGGCGUCAACCGUGGCUCAUCGUUCCUCCUGUCCGAGACGCUGCGAGUCACCGAGAGCGUCAUGGCGAUGGCCGGGGAGCGAGCCGCCGGUGGUGGUGGGGGGGUCAACGGCAGGGGGAGCCUCACCAGGCAGCAGAGUCAGAGCCAGGUGUGA